Molecule: messenger RNA, 1898 nt
Organism: Ilex paraguariensis (yerba mate)
Lineage: Eukaryota; Viridiplantae; Streptophyta; Magnoliopsida; Aquifoliales; Aquifoliaceae
Source: the annotation of a GenBank genome assembly
GAAGUCAUCACAAUCAAACUGUCACCGAUUUGUACUAUAAAGGAAGGAGAGGAUUGUUGAAAAGCAAGCAAAAACACGCACACACACGCUGAUAUGAUAAAAAAAUGUUCGCAUGCUCUCUACUCUGGGGAGUCGAUGUAAAGAAUUGAGGCUCUGACGAAGGAAUCAAUGAGAUGGUGUGGUUUGGUGUAGGGGAAGUAGUGUGACAAAAGUGCCGAAGAAGACAGCUUCGUACACGUGUCAUCUGGAAAAAUAUCCCAAUUUUCGGCGAUUUAUUAUUCAUUUAAGAAGAAUUCCUCGUGCACCCCGAUCCUGCUAGGCUAGGGUUUUAUUUUGAAGUGCCGUCCGUUUUUGGAGCUGGAUCUUCUGCUAUUCACUACUAGUCUUUUACACUCUGAUCGAUCUCUUUGCAUUAGCAGCAAGCACUCCCAAACUGUAGGCACCAUCUGUAAUCGUCAACGCAGAUUUGAUUUUGGUUAGACAAGGGGGGAAAAAACUCCCCUGUUUUUUGUGGGCUCUCUCUCCGAGGAAGUAUGGGUUCUAUGGCUCAGCUCCGUUACUCUCCUCUCGCUGGGCACUAUCAUCAUUUCACUCAUAAUCGUCAUAUUCCUAAUCAAACAUCCAAAAUUCUUGCUAUUACUUUCCCAUAUUCCUCAUCACCAUCACACUCUCAAAACCUCUCCCUUUGUCCUCGUCAGACUAAUUUUCUAGUCAAACACCAACUUCCGUUAGCCGGUGGUGGCGGCGGCGACAAUGGAGUGGGUGGUGGAAUCAGUGGCGGUGAUGGCAGUUGGAGCAGUGGAGGUGGAGAUUCCGAAGAUUCAUCAUCGUCGUGGGAUAGUUUUGGGCCCAUAGGGGCUUUUCUUAAUGGUUGGAGAUCGAGAGUGGCCGCAGAUCCCCAGUUCCCUUUCAAGGUUUUAAUGGAAGAAAUAGUUGGUGUGAGCGCAUGUGUACUGGGAGACAUGGCGUCUCGUCCUAAUUUUGGGCUCAAUGAGCUUGACUUCGUUUUCUCAACCCUUGUCGUUGGGUCUAUUCUGAAUUUCGUGCUAAUGUAUCUAUUGGCACCCACCAUGUCUUCCUCGGCCCAGAAUCUGCCAUCAAUUUUCGCCAAUUGUCCCACAAGCCACAUGUUUGAGCCUGGACCUUAUAGUUUUUUCAACCGUUUUGGGACAUUUGUGUAUAAAGGAACUCUUUUUGCUGCUGUUGGGUUCGCAGCUGGAUUAGUUGGAACUGCGUUAUCAAACGGGCUAAUGAAGAUGAGAAAGAAGAUGGAUCCAAAUUUUGAGACACCAAACAAGCCUCCACCAACUGUUUUGAAUGCAGCUACUUGGGCGAUUCACAUGGGUGUUAGCAGUAAUUUCAGAUAUCAAACUCUCAAUGGGAUCGAGUUUUUGCUAGCCAAGGGACUUGCACCCUUGAUGUUUAAGACUUCGGUAGUUGUUUUGAGAUGCCUGAAUAAUGUCCUUGGAGGAAUGUCAUUCGUUGUAUUGGCAAGAUUGACAGGAUCACAGAGCGUUGAUGAGGAGAAGACGGUUGCUGUUGUUGAAAAGGGAUCGGCUGCUGAGACCAAAUUGGUAGAUGAGAGUCGGGAUUUGGCUAGCAGUGAGUCUACUUCCAAUUAAUUUGGCUCGUCUGAUUGGAUGUUUUUUUAGGAAUGUUUUCUCCAAUCUUUAGUGUUUGAAAUAAAUCGAAUGUGAUUUUAUAGCGUUGAGUCACUGAAGAUGGUUAAUUUCAGUGGCAUCCGACUCAGGUGGGUGGCAUGGAGCUGCAUGCUGCUACUUGGAUCUGGUGAUUGACCAUUUGAGUUUGAAAAACGUGAUGAUUUACCUGCUUUUUUGUCUGUAAAACAUGAUUUGUUGUGUCUUAGCAGUGCAAUGCAAUAGAUUUGAAUUAUGUCA